ACAAGUGACGUCAUGCUGUCGUGUUAACUACUAAUGUCAAAAUGCUACUUUAUUAUUAAAACAUCUGGAAAGUUGAUAACAACCUCUUUUUUACGAGAAGUGGAAUAUUUUUGUGUAAUGUAAACAAUGAGCCCCAUUUAAUGAUCAAUAAUAAUUAUUAGUCAUGUUAGGGAACAAUAGUGUAACAAGUUUUCUGGUAACAAAGUAAAAUUGGUUUCAAUUAAGAUGGUCCAGCACUCAGAUGAUGACACUUGCUUAACAGUACGGAAAAACACCACCGUUAUCACCAACAUAUAUGAAGGUAUUCCGGAAACGUUUAUUCUCAACGUUAUUUGCUGGAUUUUAUUAAUUUUACUGUUUGCAAUCCUCCGAAACCGAGCCUGGGACUAUGGGCGGUUAGCACUUGUACAUACGCAGAAAUGGACUCAGCUUUUCUAUAAAAAUACUGAUGAUGCAGUGGCAGUUGAGGAAAAUAACCCGGAUGUAUCCCUGGUACCGGAUACAGGAUGUCUUUGGUUCGUUUCCCUAUUUAAAAUAACCAAGAGCAAGAUUUAUGCGAGGUGUGGACCUGAUGCCUCACACUACCUCUCGUUUCAGAAGCACCUAUUGAUAUUAUUCACUGUUAUAUCAAUAUUUUCUAUUGCAGUGAUAUUGCCUGUUAAUUUCCAAGGAACUCUUGAAGGUAACAGUACAACCUUUGGACACACAACAUUGAGCAACCUGGGCCCAUCAUCAAACUUAUUAUGGGUGCAUGUGGUAGCCAGCUUAUGUAUGGCUCCAUUAACCAUAAUGAUAAUGAAAAAAUGUUCUGGAAAAACCCCUAGUGCCUCUGCAUUGUCCUCAAGAACUUUAAUGGUGACUAAUAUAGCAAAACAACACAGGAAUAUUGAAGAUAUUAAAAAUUAUUUUACUGUAAGGUAUCCACAGGUAGAAGUACUUGAUGUCCAACUAACUUACAAGGUAAAACAUUUAGUUAAGUUAGAAAAUGAGAGAAGCAAAGUGAUUGAGGCAAAGUUGUACUGUACAGAAAAUUGCCACAGGAAUGCACAAAUUAAAGUACAACCAAAGGGUUGUAUUUGUUGUUACCCUUGUAACACUAUGGAUGCUUUAGAAUAUUAUACCAGGGAGGAACAGAGACUUAAUGAGUUGGUUUUGUCUGAAAGGAGAACUGCUUUGGCUGCUCCUUUAGGUAUUGCUUUUGUAACUGUUGCUGGUGAUGAUAUGGCUCAAUAUGUCAUUAAAUCAUUUGAGCCCGGCACUUUGAGGAAUUGGCAUAUUGUUCAAGCACCCACUCCAGCAGACAUUAAUUGGGAAAAUUUGGAAAUAUCUUAUAGAAACUGGUACUCCAAGGCAAUAUUUAUCAACUUUAUAGUAUUUUUGUUGUUCUUUUUCCUCACCACCCCAAUUAUUGUCUUAAAUGUGUUCAAUCAAAUUAAUCAAGCCCACGGUGACAUCCUUAACAAACUCAGCCCACUUAUUUCUCAAUUCUUUCCUAUAUUGUUAUUGUUAUCUGUGUCAGCACUUAUGCCAGUGAUAGUUGCCUACAGUGACGAAUGGAUGUCACACUGGACAAAAUCCAAGCAGAACUUUUCAGUCAUGUUUAAAACCUUUUGCUUUUUGCUCUUUAUGGUUUUGAUUUUGCCCUCUUUAGGUCUAACUAGUGCCCAAGCAUUUGUAGAGUGGCCCCUGCAAAAUAACACCAAAGUUAGAUGGAGCUGUAUAUUUUUAGCAGACAAAGGUGCCUUUUUUGUCAAUUAUGUGAUUACUUCUGCCCUUAUUGGAACUGCUUUGGAGCUGCUUAGGUUUCCUGAGUUAGCAAUGUAUGCAUUAAGGUUGUCAUUUAUCAAAUCUGAAGCAGAGAAGCCAAGCAUUCGCAAAGAGAUUUUGUCAGAGUUCCAGUUUGGCAUACACUAUGCAUGGACUUUGCUUAUUUUCACUAUAAGUACUGUGUAUAGUUUAUCUUGCCCACUAAUAACUCCUUUUGGGCUAUUAUACUUAUGCUUAAAACAUUUGGUUGACAAGUAUAACAUUUACUAUGUUUAUAAACCAAUAGCAAUGUCUACUGAGGGGCAACAAAUCCAUGCUGGGGCAGUUAGGAUGGUUAGGGUAGCCAUAUUGCUAUGCCAAAUUAUUCUAACAGCAUUCUUCUUUAUCAGGGAUAGUGGAGGUUUGAACGCAAUGACUUACGUUAUGUUUAUUGGCAUAUGUGUGACGGUAACUUGCUUUUUCUUUUUGAGCCCUUUCCCUACGUGCAAAUCUGUUACAUCAGUUAAAUCACAUUUACCAGCCCUUAGAGAGCAGUAUAUUGCUCCAGUAUUACUAAGCUCCAGUAAUAUUAAUAAAAACAGUAUUAUAGACUCUUCGUCUCCUGUUAUAUAUGGAUCAGCUGGCCCUAGCAUAAUUAUUCCUGAAACUGGUUCUAGUAAUGCCUAAGUAUUUUUAUUUAAACUUCUAGCGGCUGUGAAACCUAAUCUUGUCAUGUUAAUAUUUUAUGUCCUUCCUAAUUUAUUUAAAUUGUUGCAUUGUUUCUUCGAAAAAGAGGUUAUUAAAUUAUGGUGUAUAUUUUAUGAAAAAUUUAUAGUGAACUAAGGAACCAGUUUUUCUUUUAUUAACAAAUAUAGUAUUUUCUGUUUUUUAAUGAGGCUUUAUUAUAAUCUCUUUUUAUCAGUAAUAUUAUUGAUAAUUCUCUUUAAUUAAUUACUUUUAGCAUUAGUUCCAGGAAAAGGGAUUAUUUUUAUUGUUCAUCAUGAUAAAAAAUUUUUAUAGGAAAGGCGAUACAUAUAUUAUGUACCACAUACAUACAUUAUUAUUUAUAACUAUGACAUCCACAUUUUAUCACAUUGCUAUGUAAAAUUAUAUGUAUUAGAGUAAAUAUUUAACAUUUUUUAGCAAUUCCAUGUAUCCAAUUGGCUUUUGACUAAAUUAAUAUAUUAAAAAAAUAAAGGAAUUAUCGCAAAAUGGUGUACUUUUUACAUAGAAUUUAUUUUAUUUUAUUAAAUGAUAUUUUUUAAUAAAUAAAUCUGUUAACCAA
Anthonomus grandis grandis is the source of this 3031-nucleotide messenger RNA. RefSeq names its product calcium permeable stress-gated cation channel 1 (gene Tmem63). Gene Ontology annotation, molecular function: calcium-activated cation channel activity. The transcript has 2 exons. Gene Ontology annotation, cellular component: plasma membrane. NCBI's taxonomy places the organism in Eukaryota, Metazoa, Arthropoda, Insecta, Coleoptera, Curculionidae. The record is from RefSeq and is a predicted model, not a curated record. Bases 226 to 2433 code for a protein of 735 amino acids.